GACAACUCCAGGCCCUUUCACGCUACACAGGACUGAACGAUCACGAGAGUGAAUGAUACUCCUCCCAACCAAUAGGAAUUCAAGGCGGCUAUAGAUGAUGUUUUUUUUUUUAAACCGGACGUUUAAGCCGCAGAACAAGAGAAGGCGUGGCCUCGGUUGCUAAGAAGCGGCUUGGGGAUAGCGUGUGUCGCUAGUUGCGUUUUUUUUCUCCUGCUUUGAGAGCGCUCCAGCGGUGAGGUGGCGGUCGGGAAGGCGGAGGUGGCUGGACCAUGAACCAAGAGGAAAGAUUUGCUUUCAUUGCAGAAUGGUAUGAUCCAACUGCUUCACUUUUUCGGCGCUAUGAGCUUCUGUAUUACCCUACAGACGGAUCAGUGGAAAUGUAUGACAUGAAGAAUCGCUCCAAAUUCUUGAAUCGCACUAAAUAUGAAGAUCUGAAUUUUAAAGAUCUCUUUGUGGGCAACAGAAUUACUAUUUUUUCACGCCACCUCAAUUUGGUAGACUAUGCCGAUCAAUACACUUCUCGCUUGUUGGGCAGUUGCAAAGAAAGAACCUUGGCAUUAUUAAAACCAGAUGUAGGACUCAGAAUUGGAGACGUUAUUGAUAUGAUUAUUAAUUCUGGUUUUACAAUAACAAAGGCUAAAAUGGUGAAACUUACAAGGGGAGAAGCAAUGGAUUUACAUGCAGACCAUCAAGCUAAGCCUUAUUACAAUGAACUUCUUGAGUUUAUUACAAGUGGCCCUGUUGUUGCCAUGGAGAUUUUGGGAGAUGAUGCCAUAGGUAAAUGGAAACAAUUAUUAGGGCCUGCAAAUUCAGUUGUGGCACGAACUGAUGCUCCAAACAGCAUUAGAGCACGUUUUGGAAGUGACAGCAUAAGAAAUGUGGCUCAUGGCCCUGAUUCCUUUGCCUCUGCUGCUAGUGAACUGGAAUUAUUCUUUCCUUCCAAUGGAGGCCGUGGACCCACUGGCACUGCUAAGUAUACACAUUGUACUUGCUGUGUUAUUAAACCUCAUGCGAUUAAAGAAGGAAUAGCUGGAAAGAUUAUAAAAGCAAUUCUUGAUGGAGGAUUUGAAAUCUCAGCCUUGCAGAUGUUUUAUAUGGACCGAGCAAAUGCAGAGGAAUUCUAUGCAGUCUACAAAGGUGUUGUUUCUGAAUAUUCUGAGAUGGUUGUAGAGCUCUGCUCAGGACCUUGUAUAGCUCUAGAGAUUCGACAGAUAGAUCCUGAAAAAGUGUUCAGAGACUACUGUGGCCCUUCCGAUCCUGAAAUAGCCCGUUAUCUCCGUCCUGGCACCCUCCGUGCUCGCUUUGGUAAAAACAAGAUACAAAAUACUGUCCAUUGUACAGAUUUACCAGAGGAUGGACUUUUGGAGGUGCAAUACUUUUUCAGUAUUUUAGACAGCUAACAGAACAUUGUGAAGUAAAACUGCUUAGAAAAAACAAACUGCAGAAUGGGAAAUGUAUGAUUAUUCAUUUAUUGUCCAGUGUUUAAACCUGAAUGAAAUACAAGGCCCACAAGAGCACUGAACUCCUGGCUAUUACAUAUAUUAGAACAUAGAGUUUUGCACUUUAGACAACAUUUAACACCAAUUGAUGGGAUAACUGCAUUGCUUCUCAAAGUUCAAAAUAAAGAUUUAUUUUCAGACAUGUGGCUUUGGUUUAUUUUUAUACAUUACACCUUUUUCUUGCAGAAAAAAAAUUGUACAACUGCAUAAAUAUAAAAUUCUUCCACCAUGAAAAUGGUUAAAACAUUCAAUAAAGACAGCACCACAGCAUGUGAUGCCUCUCACAGGAAAAGAAGAGAAUAUACAAAGCAAAAUAAUUAUUUCUAUCACUAGUGAAAUUGAUAGGCUGACAUAGGUCUACACACAAUUUUAAAACAUAGGAUGAAAGAGAAAGAAAAAGACACCAAUUGCUACAAAGCACAGUACAUAAUCACUUAUUCUCCAUAGCUUUGUUACAAAGUUAAAGUAAUUUUUCCCUGCCACCACACUAAAUUUAGUAACUACAGAGGAAUAGAAAUUGGGGGAGGCUUCAUGGAGUGCUACUGAAUAAUCACAGAUGGGCCUUUAGCUUUUCAAAACAAAAGAGCCUGUUUGAUGUUAAGGUUUUGAUCUAGAAGUCAAAGGGCUGUGAGUUCUAGUCCCACUUUAGGCAUGAAAACUGGAAGGGUGACUGGGUCAGUCGCACUCUCAAUCCAAUUCAUAUCAUAGGGAUGUUGUUGUGGG
Molecule: messenger RNA, 2222 nt
Organism: Pseudonaja textilis
Lineage: Eukaryota; Metazoa; Chordata; Lepidosauria; Squamata; Elapidae
Gene: NME7
Product: NME/NM23 family member 7
Biological process (GO): UTP biosynthetic process; GTP biosynthetic process; CTP biosynthetic process
Cellular component (GO): axonemal microtubule; centrosome
Molecular function (GO): nucleoside diphosphate kinase activity; ATP binding
Source: RefSeq, a predicted model, not a curated record